AUGAACACAUUGUUUAGCAAAAUUCUUGGAGCUAGGCGGCAGGGCACUAUGCAAGGCAUUAUGCUGAUGUCGGGUAGUUUAGCACGAACUGCUGGACCGCUUUUAGUAUCUUGGUUAUUCCAGGUGUACGGCCCCAUACCAGUAUGGGCGCUCGAGUUAGGCACUUUGGGAGUAACUCUUCUACUAUGGAUGAUUCUAUACCGCCGACUGGUACCCCUGCAAAUACCUCAGCUGGCGUGCGGAGAAUCUAUGAAGUACGCAAACGGAACCAAAUAUCGCAUGUGA
Messenger RNA from Strongylus vulgaris, 285 nucleotides. The record is from the annotation of a GenBank genome assembly. NCBI's taxonomy places the organism in Eukaryota, Metazoa, Nematoda, Chromadorea, Rhabditida, Strongylidae.